AGUCCUUUCAUAAACACUCUGAGAGGAGGUACUGCUUUGUGGCUCAGGGUGGCCUCAAACUUCAGAUACUCCUGCCUUAGCCUCCCUCCCCAAUGCUGACAGCCACCACAUAAGGCAGGUGGCUGAUGGAGGCUGGGAAAAUCAUCCAAGCCCAUAAGUAAUCGUGACUGUAGAUAGCCUGCCGUGUCCUUACAGAGGGGAAAAAAGAGCAGGUGCAAUGUGGAAACACCGACACAAAAUAGAGACCAAAUUGCAGGCCACCAGUGAUGGAUGUCCAGAAUCCACGCCGUAGAGAGUGUUCCGAUCAGUCAAACCACACCGAAGAGACAUUCCGACCUAUCAGAGCCCACGCCUUAGAGCCAGCGCUCUGACCUGUCAAUCAAACCACGCAGUAGAAAGAGCGUUCCGAACUGUCAAGCAGAAUUCCCGCAGUCCAGACAGCUCUGACCUGUCAAUCAAGAGGUCCUGCUUGGCUGGAAAGCGCCCUUGACAAUUAGGCUCACUCUAACUCGGGCGCCCCAGAGCCCAGGUCCCCGGGCGCCGCCCUUUCCGAAGGUGUCCUCCAAGACACGGGAGAGUAGGAAUAAAGCCAGGACACGGAGUUCCACGCUGGGACACUUGGACACUUUCCAAGGCCAAGAAGGUCCAAGUCGCCGCCACCUCUGGUGUGGAUGGGGCGGAACCGAGAGGUGCCACUCAUGGGCCCCAAGAAUUCUAAAUGGCUACUUGCCGGCGAGUGAUGUUUCGCGCAGCCAAUCGAAAGACAAGAGUUUCAAUCACGCACGAGGUAUCCGGAUUCUGAUUGGGGUACUAGCCCAGAAAAGGUGGGGCUUCGGUUGCAGUAAGCCAAUGAGAAACCUCACCUCUGAAUUUCUCUUUAGAACCGCUGGGGGUGGGGCUGGGCAAAGUCCGGGGCGUUAAAUCCAAACCUGGCCUGCAGUAGUGCGCGCUGAUUGGGUGGCGCGGAGCUGGGAGGAGCCAAUCAGAAGUCGCCGCUGGCGGGGCUGGGCGCGGCCCCUCCUACUCUACCUGAGUGCGCGGCGGCGGGUGGAUCGCUGCGCGGCGCCCCGCGGGUUCGGACUCGGACGUCGGAUCGUGGCGGGUAUAAUGUCAAGUGGAGAUGCGCACCCGUCCCCGGCCCUCGCCAAGCCCACGUUCACCGAGCCGCAGGCCUCUGCGCUGGUAGAGUCUGUGUUUGGGUUCAAAGUGUCCAAGAUCCAGCCACUUCCCAGCUAUGAUGACCAGAACUUCCACGUUCACAUUUCACACCCCAAAGAUGGUGCGGACAGCCCCCUUGAGUAUGUCCUCAAAAUAAGCAACACGGAAUGCAGCAAGAACGCCGAGCUGAUUGAAAUGCAGAAUGAGAUCAUCACGUUCCUCAAAGCAGCUGGCUUCCCCACUGCCUCCGUGUGCCGCACAAAAGGGGACAGCACCACGUCCCUCAUGUCCAUUGACAGUGGAUCUGGAAUCAAAAACCACUUGGUGAGGCUGAUGACGUAUCUCCCGGGCAGACCCAUUGCCGAGGUUCCUGUUGGCCCCCCGUUGUUGUAUGAAAUUGGAAGACUAGCUGCCAAGUUGGAUAAAACGCUGGAGACAUUUCAUCACCCCAAACUGAGUCUCCUCCACCGGGAGAAUUUCAUCUGGAAUCUGAAGAAUAUUCCUCUUCUGGAGAAAUUUGUGGAUGCCCUGGGCCACAACCGAAACCGGGAGAUUGUCGAGCAAGUCAUCCAGCUGUUCAAGCAGGAAAUCCUCCCCAGAUUAAGUCAUUUUCGAGAGUGUCUUAAUCAUGGCGACCUAAAUGAUCACAACAUUCUAGUGGAGCCCAGCAGAGUGCCCUUCGGCGAUACCCCGUACCAAGUCUCGGGCGUCUUGGAUUUUGGUGACAUGAGCUUCGGGUACUACGUGUUCGAAGCAGCCAUCACCAUCACGUACAUGAUGAUCGAGAGCCAGAACCCCCUGCACGUGGGAGGCCAUGUGCUCGCUGGGUUUGAGAGUGUCAUCCCCCUGACGGCCGUGGAGCGGGGUGCUUUGUUCCUCCUUGUCUGCAGCCGCUUCAGCCAGUCCCUCGUUAUGGCUGCCCACUCCUGCCAGCUGCACCCAGAGAAUGAAGAAUACCUCAUGAUCACGGCCAAAACAGGGUGGAAGCACUUGCAACUGAUGUUUGAUAUAGGCCAGCAAGCUGUAGAAGAGAUCUGGUUUCAGACCGCCAAGUCUUAUGAAUCUGGGCUCCCCGCCCCAGGACUGGAUCAAAGUUCACAUUAAGUAGGAUGGUUAAACAAACACAACAACAAAACACUCAGUGGGUGCUGGGCUCCAGGGCUCACUCCUGUAAUCCCAGCUACUAUCCCAGUUACUCUGGAGGCUGAGAUAGGAGGAUCUUGGUUGGAAGGCAGCCUAAGCAGACAUAUCCAAAGAGACUUUUAUCCCCAACUAACCAGCAAAAAGCUGGACAUAGAGUGCCAACCUUGAGUGAAAAAGCUAAGGGACAGUACCCAGGCCUUGAGUUCCAAUACCAGCACACACACACACAUACACAAACCUCAAUAGGACCGAGUCAAAAUUUGUGAAGGAUUUUUUUCCCCUGCAUCGAUAGGGAAGAUUCAUUGUGAAUAUUCAUGGAGCAUAUAAAACCUCUAAGAUCUUCAAGUCAUCUCUCAUGA
Molecule: messenger RNA, 2660 nt
Organism: Dipodomys ordii (Ord's kangaroo rat)
Lineage: Eukaryota; Metazoa; Chordata; Mammalia; Rodentia; Heteromyidae
Gene: Hykk
Product: hydroxylysine kinase
Exons: 5
Coding region: 1108-2262 (384 amino acids)
Molecular function (GO): amino acid kinase activity
Source: RefSeq, a predicted model, not a curated record